Messenger RNA from Prosopis cineraria, 1926 nucleotides. Its product is annotated as dof zinc finger protein DOF4.6-like. The transcript is spliced from 2 exons. NCBI's taxonomy places the organism in Eukaryota, Viridiplantae, Streptophyta, Magnoliopsida, Fabales, Fabaceae. Bases 144 to 1037 code for a protein of 297 amino acids. Gene Ontology annotation, molecular function: DNA-binding transcription factor activity; DNA binding. Gene Ontology annotation, biological process: regulation of DNA-templated transcription. The record is from RefSeq and is a predicted model, not a curated record.
AUCAUGAAUUUUUCUUCUGGGCUUUCUGAUUUUCAAACUUAUUUUUAAUGCCGAGCUUUCGGUUUUGAGAUUUAUUUUGAUCACUACUUGUUCUCAGUGAUAGUUUUAUUACCUUUUCCCCUACUUUUCAAAAUCUUCAUGAGAUGAUGUUGUUUCAGCAGCAGCCACUAAAUUCAAAUUCUUGUUGCUCUCUUUUAAGAUCUUUCGCUCAUUUUUUUCCUCUGUUAUUGAAAGGGAAUAUUGGAGUGGUUAAGCCUAUGGAAUUAGGUUCAACUCCAAAGCCUCCUAUGUUGGAGAAAAAGGCAAGGCCUCAGAAAGAUCAAGCUUUGAACUGUCCAAGGUGCAAUUCAACCAACACCAAAUUCUGCUACUACAACAACUAUAGCCUCUCUCAACCCAGAUACUUCUGCAAGACUUGUAGAAGGUAUUGGACUGAAGGUGGCUCUCUCAGGAAUGUUCCUGUGGGUGGAGGUUCCAGAAAAAACAAGAGACCUUCUUCUUCUUCCUCUGCUUCCUCAACAUCAACAGCAUCCAAGAAGCUUCCAGAACCUUCCCCUCAGAACCCCAGCAACAAGAUCCACCAGGCCCAGGAUCUUAACUUGGCUUACCCAACACCACCAUCACUGCCUCCUCCACAACCUGACAUUUCUGGCACUUCUAAUUCUUCGAGGGGUUUGAUGAAUUCCUUGAUGCCCAUGUCGGUUUCAUCAGAUGGAAGCAUGAUGUAUAACAGUAAUAGUAAUUCAGCUCAUCAUCAUGGGUUUCCUUUCGAGUUCAAGCCCCAUCAUCAUCAAGGGCUUAAUUUUAGCUUCGAGGGGUUUGAGAAUAAUGGGUUUGGAAGUGGUCUUCAUCAUCAUCAGGGAAUGCAAUUGGGUAAUUCUGCUGGUGGUGCAAGGAUCUUGUUUCCUAUUGAAGAUUUGAAGCACGUGCCAAGCACUGCAACCAGUCAUGAGUUUGAUCAGCAAAAUAAUAGAGCUGGAAGCCAUGGAGAUCCAAGUGGGUUUUGGAAUGGCAUGUUAGGUGGAGGAGCGUGGUAGAGAAAUAGAAAUUCUUUUGUAUCCUACAGUGUAUUUUGUACAUGGACUGAUCAGGGUUUAAGAUUUAGUUCUCACGAUCUGAUACAUUGACCUGAUCAUUUCACAUGCAUGAAACACUGUAUAGUACUUAAGAAUUUCUUUUACUAGGUAUAUUAGAAAAAGGAUAAGUGAAGGAAAGUUAUAAGAAAAAAGAAAAAAAGAAAAGGAGGAAGAAGAAGAAAAAGGUGAACAAGGGAGGUGGGUGCUUUUGGACUUUGCUUAGUUUUCUUUUCCUUCAUCAUUUGGUGAGUGACUGUGUUUUGGAGUGAUAAGAGAAAACCACUAACAAAUAGGGUACUUCUUCGAUCUGCUUUGGUUAAAUCUUCUUCAACAAUCCAUUUCAUUUUAAUUUGUUCUUACUCUUCGAAGGCUUUGGUCUCUAGUUUCCAUAAGGAUUUGAUCCCAGGAAGAAUUAAUGUGGAUGCACGCAUGUCCAUUUUAGGUUAACCCCUAUGAUAUCUUGUUUAUUAAUUCUUGGCUUAUUAUACCCCCAAACAAGAACUCCACUUCCUGAUCGAUCAUCAACUUCAACCUCAGAUCAAAGGGUUUAAUUUCACAACGGGUCAACAUCAAUCUACAUGGAUACUGGCUAGCUACAUAUUCUGCUGCAUUUAACGUCAUCAUGAUCCAUCAGGUUUGAACAGAUCUAUAAGCUCUCGUGGAUGCAUGGGUCAGAUAAUAUUAUAAGCUGACAGAGAUCUUAGUCGGUGUAUGUGCAAUUUAAUAUGGUUGUUUUUAAGUAGGGCAACUUGAUUACUAUAUUCCCCAGGUUAGUGCCCAUUAAUUUUAUUUUGUAAAUUGUAACUAUGGGAUUUAAUUAUAUUUAUGGUUAAUCUUGGUUUUGGUUUUA